Colletotrichum abscissum is the source of this 585-nucleotide messenger RNA. RefSeq lists its product as uncharacterized. Bases 1 to 585 code for a protein of 194 amino acids. NCBI's taxonomy places the organism in Eukaryota, Fungi, Ascomycota, Sordariomycetes, Glomerellales, Glomerellaceae. The record is from RefSeq and is a predicted model, not a curated record. Gene Ontology annotation, biological process: regulation of translational fidelity; glutaminyl-tRNAGln biosynthesis via transamidation. The transcript has a single exon. Gene Ontology annotation, molecular function: glutaminyl-tRNA synthase (glutamine-hydrolyzing) activity.
AUGGCUACGAUACGUCCACUCUGCAGGCGCUGCAGCGCGCUCCUCCCCCCGACCCGUACAUUCACAUCCUCCUCCGUCCGUCUCUCAACUCCGAAGUCAGCAUCGACAAUUCUCUCGAAACCUACAUGGUCUGUCGCCUCUCUCCUCCCAUCCUCCUCAAAGAGUGGCGCCGUGAAGGAGUCAGCAGACGAACCAAUCUCCCGCGCAAAGCUCCAUCACCUCCUUCGCCUGUCCGCCCUCCCGCUCCCCGAAUCCGAGGCGGAGGAGACCGCGAUGUUGCGCACACUGCACUCUCAACUACAUUUUGUGCGCGAUGUCCAAAGCGUAGAUACCACCGGCGUUGAGCCGCUUCGUUCAUUACGCGACGAAACAACAGAGGGUGUGGCAGAAGCCACGAUUGGCUUGCAAGAGCUACAGAAUGCCCUGGGCAAGGAAAUCCGCUUCGGUCACAAGAGACGACCAAAGAGAUUGCGCGGGGAAAAGGUUGAAACCACAGGAGUUGAGGACUGGAACCCUCUAGAGACCGCGUCGAGGACGGCUGGAAAAUACUUUGUCGUUCAGAGCAGCAAAAAAGAGGAAGCAUGA